Messenger RNA from Hydra vulgaris (swiftwater hydra), 2900 nucleotides. RefSeq lists its product as uncharacterized. The record is from RefSeq and is a predicted model, not a curated record. Lineage: Eukaryota; Metazoa; Cnidaria; Hydrozoa; Anthoathecata; Hydridae.
UAAGUAAUUUUUAAUUUGAGUAAUUUAUUUUAAGUAAUGAAUCUAUUAAGUGUUACAAAAUGUUAUGUCAUAUUUAUAAUAAAUAAUAAUGGUGUUACUAUUAUUAGUUAUAAUCAUGCCAAGAAAAUGUUCAAUAGUUAAUUGUACCACAAAUUAUUUAACAUCAACUUCAGAAGAAAAGCUUCAUGUUUACAUGUUUCCAAGUGACCCACAAAAGUUACAAUAUUGGUUGUCAUCUAUUCCAAAUGCGUUUGAAACAGUAACUUCAAAUAUGGGUGUGUGUGAAAAACACUGGCCACCAGGCUGCAAAAUGCACAAGCCUCCUCGAUCAAAGUUUGAGGUUCCUGUUGAUCCCCCAUCUAUUUUUCCUGGAUGCACAUCUUCAAUGGUGCGCCAAACAGUCUCAACACAACCAAGAUCUACAAAUAUAAAUAAAAUUUCUUUAACAUCACGAAAUGCAAUAUCUGAUGAAUUGGAUGAUUUCAAUCAAAUUGAUUUAAUUAAAUUUUAUGAUGUUGAAAUAAUGUUGUCUGAAAUAAAAGAAAGAUAUCCUCAAUACUUUGCGUUCAUUGAAAAUUCAAAAGUCAUAUUGUUUGAUGUUUCUCGAUCAUGUCUACCUGAAACAAUAUUUUCUGUUGAAAUUAACUGUCAUUCGCGUCAAGUUAAUAUUUAUUGUAGGCAUACAAAAGUUAACUGCUAUGACCUGCUCAGUUUUUCUCAUUGUCUUACUCGGUGGUCACAGCUUGAAGCUAUUGUCAAAAGAGUUUGUAGCUCUAGUCCUGAAAUAAAAGAUGAGGUAUUAAGUUUGAUUAGUCAAAUUGAAAAUACAUACAGUGAUACUUCUGAAGAAAUUUUUUUCCUCAUUGAACAACUACGCCUCACCACUUAUUCUCCAAAUGGACUACGCUUUUCUACUUUAUGUAUACAACGUGCACUUGAACUGUAUUUGUCCUCCAGAUGUUGUUAUCGACAUUUAAGAAAUCUGGUUUGUUUGCCCAGUCCAAAGACUCUCAUUUCUAAAUUAGGAAGAGUUGGAGAAGUUGGAAAUGAAAAAGAGUGCAAUAAUACAAUCAAAGUUGUUUUUGAAAAUUUUAAUAGUUCUGAAAAGCGUUGCUGCCUUCUCUUUGAUGAGAUGUAUAUUAAACCAAGUGUUAGUUUCAGAGGAGGACACCUCAUUGGAUAUAGUGAGGACAAUCCCACUAAAAUUGCAAAAACGUUAUUAGUCUUUAUGAUUAAACCUAUGUUUGGUAAACCUUCUUUUGUUUGUAGAAUUGUACCAAUAUUUAAACUGUCAGUGCACUUUCUUCACGAUUUGAUUAUAAACAUAAAUAAACAAAUAAUUGAUGCAGGAGGAGAAUUACUGUGUCUUUUAUCAGAUAACCAUCCCACAAAUCGAAGUGUUUACCAAAGUUUCGUUGUUAAUAAAAGUUUUCCAUGGCAAGGUGUUAUAGAAAAAGAAAAACCAGUUAUUAUGCUACACGAUCCAGUUCACUUGUUUAAAAGUAUAAGAAAUAAUUGGUUUACGGAAAAAACACAAACAAUUAGUUUAAAAAUUAAUAAUCAACCUCUCUCUGGUGAUUGGUCUCACAUUGUUCAAUUAUAUAACAGACAGAAAACUUGUGUUGCCAAAACUACAAAGCUUUCACGCAAGUCAGUGUACCCUAGUUUGAUUGAUAGACAAAAUGUUGCAAACAUGGUUGCUGUAUUUAAUGAAAAAACUGUUGCAGCAUUGAGAUUGGCUAAUUUUGAGAACACUGCCUGUUUUUUAGCACCAAUUGUUUCAUUAUGGAACAUGCUAAAUGUUAAGAGGAAAGGUUGUGAUGUUUUACUUAAUGAUAUCAAUAGGUCUCCUUUCCAGACACUCGAUGACCUUAGAUUUAAUGAAAUUUUAGCAUUUGCUGAUGCAACUUCUAAGAUGUCAGAGGGAAAGGGAUUAAAGCGUCAUAAUACUUUUACACCAGAAACAAAACAUGCUUUAGUUAACACCCUACAAGGAUUGGUGGAAUUAAUAAAAAAACUGCUUUCAGAAGAUCACCAAUAUGUUCUUCCCGGUAUUUUUCAAACAGAUCGUCUUGAAGGUGAAUUUGGCAUCUACAGACAACUAAGUGGCGGAAAUUAUUUUAUCUCAGCAGAACAAGUAUUGAACAGUUUGCACCUUCAGCGGUUAAAAUUAUUCAGCAAAAUAGUUUCUUUGGAUGAAACUGACAUUCAUUGCUCACGCAUACAUUCAGACUGUUGCACAAUGGAUCUAUUGGAAGAGGAUAUUAUUUAUUUAGAUGAAUGUUUAAUUAAUGCAGACAAUGAAUCUAUUAAUGAUCAGGAGAAUGCUGCCCUUUUUUAUAUGGCUGGUUAUGUACAGCACAAGAUCAAUCCGCAGCGUAUAGUUGAUACAACAACAUCACAAUCAGCUAGUUCUGAAUUUACAGAUUAUGUUUCACGUGGUAAAUUGCGUUAUCCUGGUGAUACUCUUCUCCAGUUUAUUUGUGUUUGUUAUCUACUGUUUAACAGCGUUCCAAUGUCUGAAAAACGUUUUCAAUGUGUUGUUUAUUUAAAGAAAUUAUUUUUAUUCUUGCAUUCAACAUUACCAUUUGAUUUAGAAACAGACAGUAUAGGUAUUUCAAAAGUUAUAUCAAUAAUAACUAACUGUUUCUUAAAAGGUGUUACGACCCUUUUAUAAUACAUCUGAUAUUGUUUCAUUAAACAUUGAGGACAGAAAAAGAAAGAAACUCAAUACUUAGUGGUCUGAUUAUUUAGUUGACGUUGGUGAUAUAAUUAAUAACGUUUUGAAAUGUAUUUAUGGCUUUAUAUUUAUAUGGUUUAAAAUUUGUUUAUAAUUAUAUAUUUAUUAUUAUGAUAUGAAUAUAUAGUAUGAUAAGUAGUGAUUAAUUAGUUUAUUAACA